AUGUCGGCCAACACCAAUGGAAGCAAAUCCGAGACCUCGCGUCUCAAAGACCCAUCGCUCUUCAUCACCCAGUGCGUGAUCGGCUCAUCGCGUGUCGACUCGCACUCGGGCAAGCGAUUCGAUGUCGUCUACCCGGGCGAUCGCAGCGUGGUGGUAGCAUCGAUCCCCGAAUGUAACGCGCAGGAUGUGGACGACGCCGUAGCCUCGUGCCACGCCACAUUCAACGAGUUCAAGAACACCACCGCGCGCCAGCGCUCCGACAUGCUUCGGAAGCUCAACGACCUCACCCUCGCCAACAUCGACGAUCUGGCCACGCUCAUCGUGCGCGAGAACGGCAAGACACGCGCCGAGGCCGAAGCCGAGGUCAAGUACGCCGCGAGCUUCUUGGCGUGGUUUGCCAACAUGGCCGAAACGGGUGCACAGGGCGAGACGAUCUCGGCAGCCAACCCUGCGAUGCGCGUGCACACCAUUCGGCAGCCGAUUGGAGUGGUGGCGUGCUUGCUGCCGUGGAACUUGCCGCUGGCCAUGGCGACGAGGAAGAUCGGCCCUGCACUCGCAGCAGGAUGCACGUGCGUGGUCAAGCCUGCGGGAGAAACGCCCCUGAGCACACUGGCGUUUGCAGAGCUCGUAAAGCGAGCAGGCUAUCCGGAUGGAUGCGUCAAUGUGGUGACCACGCUCGACAACGUGGCCGAAGUGGGCAAGGCGAUUUGCGAGCACAAGCAUGUGCGCAAGGUUUCGCUCACCGGUUCCACACGUGUGGGCAAGCUCAUCGCAGCCCAGAGCGCCGGCACACUCAAGAAGCUCAGUAUGGAACUGGGCGGUAAUUCGCCCGUCAUCGUGAUGGAUGAUGCCGACCUGGACAAGGCCAUCACCGGCGUGCUUCUCGCCAAGCUGCGUACGUCGGGACAGACCUGUGUGGCCGCCAACCGCAUCCUGGUUCAAUCCGGUAUCCACGACGAGUUCCUCUCGCGCCUAGCGGCCAAGAUCAAGACGUACAAACAGGGCGAUGGCGAAGAUCCCUCGACCCUCCUGGGGCCUCUGAUCACCGAUCGUGCCGUUGAAAAGUGUCGAUCGCACGUGGCAGAUGCUCUCUCCAAAGGCGCACAGCUGUACUACGGUCCUCCUCCUCCCGAUUCCCUCCCCACCGAGGGCGGAUUCUUCUACCCACCCACCAUCCUCACGGGUCUCAAGGACGACAUGCAAAUCUGCUCGGAAGAAACCUUCGGCCCCGUUGCAGCCAUCCGAAAAUUCUCGACCGAGCAGGAAGCGGUUGAGCUUGCCAACGACUCGGACGUGGGCCUGGGUGCGUACGUCUACACCAACGACCUGCGCAUCGCAGCCCGUAUGUCGUCCGCCAUCGAAACGGGCAUGAUCGGAAUCAACACCGGCAUGCUCAGCGCAUGCGAGUCGCCCUUCGGAGGAGUCAAAGAGAGCGGAUACGGAAAAGAAGGCUCCAUCCAUGGAAUGGCCGAAUACCAAAUUCUGAAAACCAUCACCACCGACGUCUCGGGCUAG
Moesziomyces antarcticus is the source of this 1515-nucleotide messenger RNA. RefSeq names its product succinate-semialdehyde dehydrogenase (NADP+). The transcript has a single exon. The coding region runs from base 1 to 1515 and encodes 504 amino acids. Lineage: Eukaryota; Fungi; Basidiomycota; Ustilaginomycetes; Ustilaginales; Ustilaginaceae. The record is from RefSeq and is a predicted model, not a curated record. Gene Ontology annotation, molecular function: succinate-semialdehyde dehydrogenase (NAD+) activity.